GCCCGUGAAGACAGCCCGAGAGGCGGGGGCCCGGCUCCGCUUCCUGCAGUGCACGCCCGGGAGCCCGCGGUGCCGCAUUCUGCCCGCCGCCCACGUGGGAAACCGCCUAGACUUUUGGGAUCCUGUUACUGGCGUUUGGGGGCAGGCCAACAAAGGGGAGCCGUUUCUGUCUGCUCGCAAGUAAAUUCAAAUAAGGAAGUGAACGUUUUCAGCAGAAAUCGAGGGGCCGGUGUCGUGGGCUCCGGGAGCGCCGCUCCAGGUCCUGGCUGCUCCGCCUCCCACUCGUCUUCCUGCCUGCGCGUCUGGUGGGCCCGCCACCUGGGAGACCGAGCUGGAGUUCCUGGCUCUUGGCUUUGGCCUGGUUCUGACCUGUUGUGGCCAUUUGGUGGCACCGCGGGCUCAGUCAGGCUGAAGGACCAGCUCAGAGCCACACAGCGAGCACCAGCUGAGCACAGCCUUACCCCACCGUCAGGACGCGGUCCUCCCUCACAGCUCCCAGCUGCAGGACUCCCUGGCAGAUGCUGUCCGUGCCUGGCUGCCUGCUCCUCUUCUCCCGAGGGCCGCGUUGCUGUCAAGGGGCAUUUCUGCUGGAGUCCCCUUCUGUGGCACAGUGACUGCUGGGAGGCCUUCAGGGCUGGCCGGGCUCUUGCCAUGGGACACUGCCGCCUCUGCCACGGGAAGUUCUCCUCCCGGAGUCUGCGAAGCAUUUCUGACAGGGCGUCUGGGGACAGCGCAGAAAGGCCGUUCCCAGGGGAGCGUGUGUUCGUCAGGGACUUCCAGCGCCUGCUGGGUGUGGCUGUGCACCAGGAUCCAGCCUUGUCUCAGUUUGUCUGCAGGAACUGCCAUGCCCAGUUCUACCAGUGCCACAGCCUCCUGGAGUCCUUCCUGCAGAGAGUGAAUGUCUCCCCGAUGGGCCAGCGGAAGCCUUGUGCAAAGUAGGUCUCACUGCAGGUUGAGCGGCUGCUCUAGGGCCAGGGAGUGCUGGUGGGAGCUUUGCUGUGGGGUGGGCAAGCUGUGCCUGGUUCUGCAGAGGCAGUUGGGAGCACCCCCAGGUGUUGUGAAGGGAAAAGGACAGGGUACUCAACGG
This is a messenger RNA of Oryctolagus cuniculus (rabbit), 1087 nucleotides long. The record is from RefSeq and is a predicted model, not a curated record. NCBI's taxonomy places the organism in Eukaryota, Metazoa, Chordata, Mammalia, Lagomorpha, Leporidae.